AACCCGUCUUUGCGCAUACCCAAUAUAACCAUGGAAACGUGCUCGCCAACUGAUCCAGUGUAAUACAGAUAACUUUAAUAACUGCGACUUCAACUGAAUUGAGCAAACGAGAUUAAAUACGAAAACGAGAUGGUAAACGAAUUGUUCGUGUACGUCACAGGACAAAAAUACUGUUUUUCCAUUGAAGAUAUUUCAGAGGGACAUUGUGAAAAAAUCAGGGACUUGGUGCGAGAAUGCCCAAGCCAAAGAAUCAUCAUAAAUCGACCGAAAAAAGCCUUCGAGGCUAUUUUGGAUUUUCAUUUGACGGGGAUUCUUCAUAUGCCGAUUUCUACUUGCCCAGAAGAGUUCAAAGAGGAACUAGAUUUCUGGGAGAUUUCUCACAAAAAAAUGGAGCGCUGUUGUUUGAACCGCUUGGCUAGUCACUAUAGGGAAAAGGCCUUAUUGAAGGACUACAAGAAUUCUGGUACAUGUAUGCCCGAGAAAUAUGAAUCCUAUCCAAAAAGUUCUCCUAGGAAGAUUUUUCAAAAAGUCUGGAACAUCUUGAACUAUCACGAUGAUUGUCUUGUUGCUAAGAUCUAUUUCUUCGUGUCUACGAGUUUCAUUUUACUGUCGAUCUUCGGAGUUGCCAUUAGCACGUUACCUGAAUUCCGAGUAAAAGAGGCUCCACCUGAGGCAGUACCCACGGCUUCUCCUCCCCCUGACUACUGCAAGCUUCUGUACGACAAACUCACAUCCUCAAAAAGUUUGGCAGUAAGUCUGAACAAGUCUAUUGAACGCGAUGGUUCGGAUUUUAUGACUAGUAUUUUUCCAGAAUCCGUGCACAAGAAGAUCCCCUCUUUGCAGCAGACAAUUGACCAAGGAACGACCGUGUUCUUCUACAUAGAAAUCGCCACCACCAUUUUCUUCACCGCUGAGCAGGUGAUGCGAAUUCUUACCUGCCCUGCAUUACUCGCGUACACGUGUGGCUUGAUGAAUAUUGUUGAAAUUCUGCUUCUUUUGGCCAGCUAUUGUCGUUUCGUUCUCCACUUCUUGGAAAUAGAUUAUAAUGGAACCGCUUGGUCCUUAUUAUUGUACGUUCAAAUGUUUCGUGUUCUCAGAAUUGUCCGAGUUAUGCGUCACGUGCUUGCCUUUAAAGUCCUAAACUACUCAGUCAAGGUUGGAAAGAAGGACCUCUGCAUCAUUAUCAUGUACAUUUUCAUUGGUCUGAUGAUUUUCUCUAACCUUGUUUUCUUUUUUGAACUAUCAGAAGAUUUUCGAAGCAUACCGGACGCCUGGUGGUGGACAUUGAUCACCAUGACAACGGUGGGGUACGGUGAUAUGAUUCCAAAGACAAUAGCAGGAAAAUUGUUGGGUUGUGUUUGUGCUGUAUCAGGGGUCAUCAUGCUGUCGCUCGUGAUACCCAUUUUUGUGAAUACCUUUUUAUUCUUGUACCAGUUUGCAGAACUUGAAUCCGUGACCAUUCCAGCCCCAAAGAAACCAAGCGAACUCAAACGAAAAGUCACUUCCGAUGACACAGAGGUAACGUUUUCUUCAGAAUGAUCUUAAAAGGCCGCGGAGCAAAAUAAAGCAAAAUACUUUUUCGUGAUCAUCGAGGAAUUUUAAUCAUGUUUUUAAUGUAUAUACUUACGUGAUUUUUGACUCAUAUAGUUUCAUCGUGUAUUUUAUGGUUAUUUUUGGAUCUGCAAUUGUAUAUAGAUGCCUUUGGUAUG
This is a messenger RNA of Saccostrea cuccullata (small rock oyster), 1709 nucleotides long. Its product is annotated as potassium voltage-gated channel subfamily A member 3-like. NCBI's taxonomy places the organism in Eukaryota, Metazoa, Mollusca, Bivalvia, Ostreida, Ostreidae. The transcript is spliced from 2 exons. The record is from RefSeq and is a predicted model, not a curated record. Gene Ontology annotation, cellular component: membrane; voltage-gated potassium channel complex. Bases 130 to 1539 code for a protein of 469 amino acids. Gene Ontology annotation, molecular function: voltage-gated potassium channel activity. Gene Ontology annotation, biological process: protein homooligomerization; potassium ion transmembrane transport.